GGAGGGAAGGACAGAAGGAGAGAGUGGCUGAGUCAAGUAGAACGAAGUCCGUUUUAACCGCUGUUUUAAAGUGAAAUCAGAUUGUGUAUGGUCCAUGUGGAUUGUGCGGAUACUGUGGAUAUAGCAGACAUUCUGUGAGCACGGCCCAGCACCAGUGUGAGAUGUGUGAGCUUAGUAAAGUGCGAGAACACUCCGAGUCGAUGUCUAGGUGAGCACACUACCGCCCCUGUCUGCGUGUACGGCGUCACCUACAGACCAGUCACCGAUGUGUAGAAAGCGGUAAUGGGCCAUCCACUCGAUGGACAGCGCCCAAGGCCGGGGGGGCCGACAGCCUCAGACUAGUGCCUCGAACAAGCGUGUCCCUGACCUUGACCGCAGCACUGUCAAGGACGGAAAAUCCACAUCUAAAACCAGCGCCCAUGGCGGCGCCACGACGCCCUCCAAGAGCUCCCCCUCAUUUCUCAGCCCCAAUGACGCCAUGGGGCUGGGCGACGUGGUGUCGCGUCUCAAACAGCAGGGUGGGAGCCCUAAGCCCCGGCGGACAAACGACGUCAAAUCUCGGCCCAAGUCGUCCAAGGAUGACCCGCCCAAGAAAGCGAAACCAACAAAAGACGAGCCUACACAGCGAACGAAAUCCUCCUCUAAAGACGGCACGCUCUCCAAAUCUAAAGGCGACAAGAAGACAGGCUCGAAGGAAAAAAUUCUUGACGAAAAACCCUCCCGCAAAAGCAAAGAGUCUCAGAGCGCCGACACCUCCAAGCUGCAGACACCGAAAAACAAACGCCGGGCUCGUAGCGCCUCAAGACCACGUGACACCCCAGCAGACGGGACUAAAUCCCCCGACCCCGGCGCUACAAGCCCAUCCAGCCCAACCGGUGGGUCAGGUACGGACAGGCGGGCGUCGAUUCCAGUUAUUCGGCUGUCGCGUGAAGAUAGCAAAAAACAAUCUGUUAUCUGUGAAGACAUCCCGGACUCGCCGAAAUUCAAGCGCCGGCUGUCCGUCUUGUCGCAGGCGAAGAUCGCCUUCGAGAAGGUAGCGAUGGCUGUGACGGACGCCGAGACGGUGACGGUGCAGGACAGGAGCAGACCCGUCAAAGACAGGAAGACCAGAUCUCACUCGGCUCCCAGGGAAAUCAACCCCGAGCGCGCGGCCAAAUCCGCGGAGCUCGCCAAAAAGAAAUCGCACUCGAAAACUUUGUCACGUGACCUGAACCACGACAAGACGCCGCUGACCGAGGACGACGGAACAGCAUCGACAACUAUGCAGCAAUCUAAACAGCAACAUCGGAAGACGGACGUCAAACGGAAAGACGCGCGCGUUGAAGGGGAGAUUUCCCUAGAAGGCGUCUCCACGCCGGAUUUGUCCAAAUCGGCCUCCACGACAGCGGCGAAACCAUCUUCUUCGAAUCCUUUAAAACUCCUGCACUCCAUAACCCGGCCCUCCAGUCUUGCAUCCUCCUCCCCCAGGCAGACCACGCCCUCCAGGCCCAGGAAAAAGUUUUCUAGAGGUCAUAUAGACCAGGAUCCCUUAGAAGUAGACUAUGAAGUGUUGGACGACCGAGUCACCAGCAUAGAGCCCCGGAGAUCAGUCCCUAGUGUAGAGCCCCGCCGCUCCAUCCCUUAUGCUGAGAGCCACAAAACAGCGGCUGAAGAGCCUCUGUUGGCCAAGCACAGGGAAUCUAUCUCAAAGCAGGGGAGGUUAUCAAAAGAUCAGGAGUACGUUCAGCCAGCCCAACGGCCGCAGUCCAUCCCCUAUGUGCAGACCUUCCCCCGCACGAAGCAACAAGAGACGGAGCAGCGCCCGGCGUCCCAGAUGUACACCUCAGCUACCAUGGACCCGAUCAAAGCUAGAAAGGCCACGACGCCGUCCUCCAGCGAUCGCUUACGUUCCUACACGAACCAGCUGAGCACGCCCGACUCGGCCUUCUCCCCGCUCUUCAAAGUCCCCAGCUCGUCUUCUUUCACGUCAUCAGACGCACGUUCUGACGUCUGUCUAGAUCUUCCAGAUGUUGCCGACCCGCAUGUCAGCGACCUUCACCUUCGGGAAGCGGAGCGAGAUCUGAAGGUGAAGUUAGGGUUCCCCAACGCUCCAUACAGCCGUAUCGUGCACUACACCGACUCCAGUCUAUGUUUAGCCAUCCUCUCCGCCAUUCUUGUCUUCUUGGUGUCCUUCGUCCUGGUCUGGCCGCUUCUCGUCAUCAUCCUAGUCAUCGUGCCGGUCGUUGUCCUCCUCAAAAGGUUGUGUAGCUGGUUGUGCUGCUGCGGCCCGACCCUGUGGGGGCGCUGCUGUCUCUGUUUUUGCCACACCCACUUGACCAGUUCGGAGUUGAUGUGGUUGGGUCGAGGGUCUGGCGCUGGUAACUCUGUGGCGCAAAGCCUUAUGGUCCUGCAGAAGGGUCUCGACACCGACCGCAUCCGGAACUUAAUCGACUCGCGACUGCUCUCGGUGGAGAACCGACACGGACACAAGAUCUACCCCAGGUUCACACAAAAGGUCGUGCCAUUCUGCUGUGGCCAAGCUUGGGUGGCCGACAGACACUUCAUCCUGGCCAAACAUGUGUACAACAUGCCGGGGUACAUCGAAACACUGGAGGAUCUCCAGCAAUUUAUUUCCAAGAUGGCAACUCAGCCCCUGUCCUUAGACCACCCUUUGUGGGAGAUACAGGUUUUACACAACUUCCGUGAGCCCCGGGACACGGUCCUGUUGUUCCGUAUGCACCUGUGUAUGACAGACGGAGUCUCCAUUGUGCAUGUGCUAGAGAACGCCCUGGUGGAUUCACAGAAGACGACACACCGGAAGUCGACGUUCAGCUCCGAGGCGUCCAACACGUCACCGUUCAAGGUGAUGUUCUCCGGGCCGGUGACCUUCUUGUCGCGGUACCUGUUCAGCGGUCAGGACGUCAACCUGAUACACGGCCAACACGUCCACUCGUCUGGCGAGAUGGUCGUGGCCUGGUCGGAACCUUUCAGCCUGAGCGCGGCGAUGCGCGUCAAGCAAGUUGUCCGGUGUACCCUGAGUGAGCUCCUGCUGUCCAUAACGGCCGGCAACAUCCGCACCUACCUGCAGGUGAGCGGCAUCACCCACCCUUUCAACGUCAAGUGCGGCCUGCCGGUGGACUUCCAGUCUAUGGACGGGGGUGCUCUGGAUAUGGAAAACAAGUACGCCAUGGUGGUCUUCCAGCUGCCCACAAACACAGAGGGCACCAUCCCCCGCCUCUGGGAAACAAAGUACAAAAUGGGAGAGUUCAAAUCAUCAGCUGAGGCAGCGAUCAUCAGCGGAGCAAGAUGGCUGACGUAUUGUUUACUUCCGGUCUCGUUCUUCCAGCAGUUGUGGCGCGAGAUUUACGGCAAGUGCACACUUCUCGUGGCCAACCUGGCAGGACCUACCUCAGUGCUAAAGCUGGACUCCAGGGAGGUCAAGUGCAUGAUGUACUGGCUGCCUCCCCUCGACAAGGUCCCGCUAACCGUGUCUUUCAUCACCUACGCUGACCAGAUCAGAAUGGCCGUCAUCGCAGACAGAUCCGUCAUCCCCAACCCCGAUCUGAUUACCCGGGAUUUCAACCACAAGUUGGAGACUUUGUCCAAACUUCUGGCCCAUCGCAGAAUACCAGGCGAAAACUCGGCAGCUAAUCGUCACGAGAACAUCCAUCUGCUGUCCAGCUUCACCCUAGAGGAUCUCACAGCUGAACAGAUUCAGCUGGAGAUGUCAUUAGUCCAACAGGAGCUACAUGAGAUGAAGCUUCAGCUAGAAUCAGGUCCAAGCAACUACAUCAGCCGCAACGACACCGAGCUGAUGAACCAGAUAGAGGCUCUAAAGGAGAGGUCCAGAGAACUAAUGAUGUACCUGAGGAAGAAGAAAGCUUGUGAAUCAGAAAAUGCCAUGAUAUUUUCAGAAGAGGAUGACUUAGAUCCUGAAGCUGGACAGGAGAGACCCCAAAAACCAUUCCGACGAAGAACGCUGUCCAUGUCGAGUAAAAUGUCGACAGCAUCAGUAUCCUCCACCCACAGGCCUCUGUCAACAGCUUCCACUUCCAAUCUCCCAUCUCCAAUACACAGUGCUCUCCCUUCUUGGCCUGAAGGAGAUUUGGGGCCUGAUGACUUGGAGGGAGGCACAAAAAGUAAACAUAUGUAUGUCCAAAUGCAACGAGCUGCUGGGCGGAUAGGCAAGGAUGUAACCACACCAGUUUAUAAUUAUUCAGAUAUCAAAGGUCGCUAUCACAGCCUGGUUUCCUAACAUCAGAACAUGCUAGACAUCAUUUCUUUUGUAACAUCAUAAACUGAAAGACAUCAUUUUUUUUCUAAUAACACAAGAUGUUAGAUAUCCUUUUUAAUCUAAUACAAUGAAUAAUAAUGAAAUAAUUAUGCAAGAAAAAGGGGAUUGACUGAAUCUACAAAUAUCACUUGCUAGAGAUUCUAGACUGACUGAUGUCAUUUCUUGACAGACCUAGAGACUCCACUCACUGUUAGGGGAGAUCACUUGUGGCAAUAUCAUGUUCCUGUGGUGUAAACACCCCCAUUCUACCAAGCAGUCUCACAAUGAUAGUAGCAGCUUAGACUGAGCCAAUCAUCCUUAACCUUGUGCUCACCAUCCUCACAUAUGUCAUACAACUGAUUAUGACUGUUAUAUUUUUCAGUCAUACUUAGUGACAGUAUUUUUUCACAUGAAAUUGUAAAUUGUAUUAACCGACUUUCUUCCCAUUGAUUAUGGAACUCUCACUCAGUAUGUUGGUUUUAAAUAGAUCCCUUUCUUCUAUUGAUGCCAUAUUCAGCUCUUAGAGUUUAUGUGAUGUUUUUGUUUUGUAAUCUAGAGAGAAUAAUUGUACAUAAUCCUAGCAUGUAUAAAUUAUUGAAAUAUUUAUUAGAAAAUCUGAUUGUGUUUGAUUGCUUUUGUGAUUUGAAUUUAGUUAACAGGUCAUGUAAAUAAUAGCUUAUAUGUCAAGCCAACAAAAAAUUGUGUUUUCAGUUUAAAAAUUCUAAAUUAUAAUCUAAUGUAAUUUACAAGUUUAGUUGACCGGCAAUUUUGUAACCUACCCAAAAGCUUACACAGUAAUUUUUUUUUUUAUAUUUAAUUAUAACUGCAUUUUUUCUAGAAGGAAAACAUGUGAGACUUAUUUAUUAACUUUUUUCCUUAGUUAAGCUGUGGUUUAUUUUUUUUUUAAGUAUAAGAAUAGCUGUGUCGCAAUUAUAAGUCUAGACGCUCAUAUUUAUUUAACAUUCUGAAGUAAAAAAAAAAGCAUUUUAAUAAACAAUUUUGGAUACUUUUUUGAACAAGCUAAUUUAUGUAUCUGUGUGGAUGCAUUAUCGCAUACUAAUUACUUAAAUUUUAAAAAAAACAUCAAAUAUUCACACUAUUUUUUAAAUUUUUCAGCACACAAAAACAAAAUUUACUUUCAAAAUCUUCUAACAAUUUUUUAAAACAGUACUCAGUUCACUAAAUUAUAAAAUAUAAAUGUUGUUUGCUUGAAGUCAGUAGUUCAGGCAGUAAGAUGUACAGAUUUCCUGUAGACUUCAUGUACUCAGGGAAAAUCAAUGCUCACUAAAUUUUAUAGAUUCUGUGUUUAUGCCAUACUAAGCCAACUUCAAUGUAAUCAAGAGUUUGUAAAGAUUUUAAAACUUUGUCUAAAUUCUGCAUUAAUUAUCCUGUUUUCUUGGUAUUUAAAAAAACACUUUUCAAUAAAAUUAUAUUGAAUUAAAUUGUAUCUAUUUGUGGAUGCAAUAUUAGGACAUGGUCAAAAAUAGUCUGGCAAUUCAUGAAAAUCAAUGACAUAGGGGAAAAAGGGUGAAACUUUGCUGUAUUUUAACCUUAGUCAAAUUCUGUGUGCAUCCUCUAAUGACAUUGUCCACUGUUUGAAAAAGAUGUGUACAUAGCCUCAGGUGUUUGAAUGUAUUGUGGUAGUAACCCUAAUAAUGCAUACAUGUGAGGAAAGUGAUGAAACAGAAUAGUGAUUGGAGCUUAAGAAAUAUACCGGUGCUCAUGAAAUGUAAAUUUUUUUCUUGUAAAUUUACAAUUUUUUAUUUUUGUUUAUCUGCUGUUUUUCUUUUUUUUUUUUUGCCAAAAAAAUUCAAACCACUUAAUAUUAAAAUUUAAAAAUUAAUUUUGUACUUAUUCCAAACUAUUGUACUAGGCUUGAAUUUAUUUUGAAACAAAGUUAAAUAACAAAUAGUGAUCAUUCUAUAAUUACUUUCUGUUUAGAAUAAGCUUAUUUUUAUUUCAAUUUUAUAAUAUUCCUAGAAAUAUUCAAAGUGAAAUUUUUUCCAUAAAACAACACAUGAAUUUGGUUCACAUAUCAAUGCUUGAAGACUUCACCCAUAUAUGCAUAUGUCCUCACCUUAAAUUUGUUGAACUUCAACAGAGCCCAGAACAUUAAAGAUUUAUACCAAAAGCAAUUGUUGAUGUAAAAUUAUUUAUCUAGUCAACUAGGCUGUGAACUGUAGAUAGAAUUGUAUUUCAUUUGUUAUUUAGUAACUGUACCUAAUUCUAAACUUUAACAAACAUCACUUAUCUGUAUGUGCAAUAUUGAAUGUUUUUUAUUGUAUGUACCAUAAAAUUGUGAUUGUGAAAAAUUGUGAGUUAUAUGUUAAAAUUUAAUUUAAUAACAGCUGCAAGAAAAAUGUCCCAUAUAUUUUUGUUGGUUUUUCUACUUAUCAGCUGGUAACAGGGGUAAUCAUAGCAAAGAGAAAUUUAUUGAGGCCUAAGUGUCAUAAAACCUUGCCCUGUCUCUAAAAAUUUACCAAAGAACACACCGUUAGCUGUUGUAGAAAGCAAAGCCAAUUUGUGAAACAAUUUGUAAAAUCCAUCACUUUUUCAAGUUGGAGAAUAGAAUAAUUGUUUUUACUAGUUUUUUUUAGACAAAAAUUUGAUUUUUUGGGGCUCAAAAUUUCUUCCAAAGUGACUAAAAUGAAGUUAGGAUUUUUGUUUUACCAUUCAGUAAUAAACAAAUUAAAAGCCCAAAUUAGACAACUAUAUGAAGACUAGAUGUAGACAUUGUACAUAACUAUGACUAAUUUUUACCCUUGCACUUAGUGCUGGUGGGCUAUGAGUGCGUGGCUGCACUGGUGGGCUAUAAGUGCACUAGUGGGCUAUGAGUGCAUUGUUGCACUAGUUGGGCUAUGAGUGCACUGGUGGGCUAUGAGUGUGUGGCUGCACUAGUUGGCUAUGAGUGCACUGGUGGGCUCUGAGUGCACUGGUGGGCUAUGAGUGUGUGGCUGCACUAGUUGGCUAUGAGUGCACUGGUGGGCUAUGA
This is a messenger RNA of Physella acuta, 7244 nucleotides long. RefSeq lists its product as uncharacterized. Gene Ontology annotation, cellular component: plasma membrane. Gene Ontology annotation, biological process: triglyceride biosynthetic process. The record is from RefSeq and is a predicted model, not a curated record. Gene Ontology annotation, molecular function: diacylglycerol O-acyltransferase activity. NCBI's taxonomy places the organism in Eukaryota, Metazoa, Mollusca, Gastropoda, Physidae.